Messenger RNA from Trichosurus vulpecula (common brushtail), 3403 nucleotides. RefSeq names its product huntingtin interacting protein K (gene HYPK). Gene Ontology annotation, biological process: negative regulation of apoptotic process; protein stabilization. The transcript is spliced from 4 exons. NCBI's taxonomy places the organism in Eukaryota, Metazoa, Chordata, Mammalia, Diprotodontia, Phalangeridae. The record is from RefSeq and is a predicted model, not a curated record. Bases 2977 to 3342 code for a protein of 121 amino acids.
CAGCUCUGCAGUCCCCAUACAGCCAGGCCUGUUCCCAUCUCCCAUUAAAUUAGAGUCAGCAUGACUUCCUAGUCAAGAUUCUCCUAGCUUUUUACCUGCCUAAGUGAAUCCCACCUCAUUCCACCUCCCCGGUAAUGAUGGGGUGGGAGGUGGGGGCAUCAUCACAUCGUGUUACAGUCCACCCCCACUGCUGUUGCCACACUGCUCUCUGUAUCUAGCACCUGUUUAGUAUCUCUGCAUCCUAGGGAUGAUCUCCAGGGAUGUUCCCCCUCACCAGUUUUUGUUCCAGGUGUGAGCAAAGGCUGUGAUGAGCACCAGCUGCAGUAGUAUGAAAGCGAAGCCUCCACAGAUACCCACAUAGUGCCAUGCUGUAGGGUGAGCUUCAAUAAGUAAAUAUCGUUCAACUCCAAUUUAUCAUUGGAUGUACUUCUCCCUUCCUCCCCUUCCCACCACCCUCAGGUGAUGAGCCAAGGUUAGAAUGAGGGCUGAAGGUUACCUGGAAAGAUAUGCUCAUCUGGGAUAUAGAAGGCAGCAGUACAGAGGCCCAACAAGGCCAGCAGCUUCAAGAGCCAGAAGCUGGGUCACAGGAGAGAGAACACAUGCUCAGGGCAGAAGGAGUAGGAAGGGAUAAAAGUUAUUAGAAAAGAAGGAGUAUUAAUAGCUGACAUUUAUGGAGCACUAUAAGGUUAUCUCGUUUGAUCCUUACAGCUCUCUAAGGUAAGUGGUGACCUCAUAGGAAAAGAGAUCAGGUUACCAGACAGAGAGACAAUGGCCUUAUAAGAUUGCUGAAACUUUGCCCUCUCCUCCUAUCCUUGUGGCCUGUGUUCCCUAAUCUGGCCCAUUUUAGCCCUUCCUGGAACUUAAUUUGUUUCUGCCUUUUCCCCAAGGUUCUAUUCCCUUCUUUCCCCAGAUAAAACAUUGUAUUCCCCACAUACCCAUUGUGCAGCCGAGCCCGGGGGCUGGUGGAAGAGUUGACAUUAAGCAGGAUCACAGCUUGUAGCAAGUAGAAGGUGGCAGUGCCCGCACAUACUCGGUACACAGCCCCAGAGCCAGUUGGUAUUGGGCAGUUAUCCUGCCCAGAGGGAGCAGUACACAGACCAGAGGGGAUUAAUACCUGGGGGCAGGCAGGGCAGGGGUUGGAAGGGAGAGCAGAUAGGAAUAAUCAAUUUUGUGGAAAGAAAAGCACUUUGCUCCCCACACUAUUCUAAAAUUUGCUUCAAGUAUUCACUUAGCCACAUCCCCAAGGUUCUCCCAUCUACCCAGCUUCCUUCACAUUCCAGCGUUUCCCUCACUUUUUUUUUUUCUUGCUCCACUACCCUGGCCACCCUUAAUCUGUUGACCUCACCCACUUUGCCCCAGAAGACGUCCAGGACUGUUCGAGAGAGCAGGAGGCAGCAGGUGGCUGAGGCCCCCACAUGUAGAAGGGUGUAAAGCAGUCGACUGCUGGUAGAUUCCUUGAGAGGAGGCAACCCAGAGUAACAGCCACUAGUCCAGGAGGCAGGGCCACAGCAGCACGAUGCCUGGGAACAAAGAUGAUGUAGAACAGUUGUCUCUAAAAUUCCUCACUGGGGGUAAUUGAAAAUGGUAGAAAUCUAGAUGGGGGGGUGGUAGUGUGCUCAGAAGGGACUAAGGUGAAUGUGUGUUAAGGAAGAUGUUAAUGGAUGGAGCAGCCUUCAAGGAAAUCUUCCCUUCUUCCCAGACAUCUAAUUUCUGGAUUCAUUUUCAUUUAGAUUGGAGCUCUCAGAUGCUCUGGGCUCAAUGCUGCUCACUGGUCCUUCAGACACAGGACUACAUCAAGCAGACCCUGUCCCAAUAGUUUUGUUUAUCCAGAUCUUAAAUUACAACCAAUAUCUGACCCCUCCCUAGGGGUUCUGAUUAGGGUUCUGAGGAAGAAAUUCAGAGGUUAGGAAGAUGGGAAUGGGGAAUUUCACAGUCAGGGUAAAAGAUUAGUUGAGGGGGCAAAGUUGGCCCCAUUUGAAGGUAAAGUGGCUCCUGAAUGCCUUAUUCUCAGCAAACCGUACACACACAGCAUAUGCUCUCUCACCUGGUACAAAACAGUUCUUUCCACAGUACUGUUGAUCGAGCUCCACUGCUGGACCGGGUCCAGGGAUGAGUUAGGGCUUCUGGGAGGAGCCUUCACUCCUACCAUCCCUGUCCUAGAGUCCAGGGGUCUAAUUAGUGCUUCCGCUAAGGAAAAAGGAAGCAACUUGCCCCGUCCUCAGUGCCUCAGAAAUUGCCUGAACAUCCUGGCUGCGGCUGUUCAGGAGGAGCAGGUUGGCUGGGUGGGAGUCAGGACCCCUGGGAGAAGCAACCCGGCGGUCCCAUAUCUCCUGCACUGUGUUCAUGCAUGUACGAAUAUGUCGGUGCUGUGUACUCGUGACUACUUCGGGCCCUACCUCCUUUUCCCCCCACGGGCCCCCGGUCAAUCCACAGAUUAGGUGGGCGGUUUGCAGAUCUGGUUUGGGCUGGAUUAACUUCGUUAAUGGGUUUAGGAUUUGACUUCAUCCACUGAAGACCUGCCAGGGUCAGAGAGAAGGGGGCCUGGACUAGAGGGUGAUGUGAGAGUGCUGGAGGGGUGGUGUCAAGUGUUUGGGUCUGUGAGAAUAUGCGCUGCAGGUGUGACCUCGUCCUCGUCACCGAUCCAAGUCCAAGCGCACUGGGCGGGCAGCGGACCGAGAGAUCUGGUCAGAGAGGUCCCCUCCUCCUCGUCUAAGACUGUCACAGUUGCAGCGCGGGAACGCCCGGCACAGCUCUGCCCCUUCCUGCCUCGCUCCGCCUAGCUCAGGGGUGACCCCGCCCCCUCUUCCCAAGCGAGGGGGCGUGGUCGCAAGGGGCCCUUAGGGUGGUGGCCACUGGGAACGCUACAGGGAGAGCUUGGGCCAGGAUGCGCCCGGAAGGGGCGGAUCCUCGUCCGGAAGUCGCUGAACGGUGGGUCCGGAAGACGCGGCGCGCGGGAGGCAGCGCGCCUGGGACGAGAUGGCGACCGAGGGUGAUGUAGAACUGGAACUGGAGACCGAACCGAGUGGCCCCGAGCGGCCGCCGGAGAAGCCGCGGAAACAUGACAGUGGCGCGGCGGACCUGGAACGAGUGACCGACUAUGCAGAGGAGAAGGAGAUCCAGAGCUCCAACCUGGAGACGGCGAUGUCGGUGAUUGGAGACCGGCGGUCCCGGGAGCAGAAGGCCAAGCAGGAGCGGGAGAAGGAACUGGCAAAAGUUACAAUCAAGAAGGAAGAUCUGGAACUCAUAAUGACAGAGAUGGAAAUCUCGAGGGCAGCAGCAGAACGGAGUUUGCGGGAACACAUGGGCAAUGUAGUAGAAGCUCUUAUUACCCUUACCAACUAACCUUUGAAUGGCCGUGUCUUGAUGGAUUUAUUUAUUGAAAUAAAGGUUUCUCUUUCCCCCA